AGAGACAGAUGGAGAAAGUGAAAGAAUCCUGAGGAGAAAACACGGGAAAACCGAGAGAGGAGCGUCCCGUAGAGCCGUGAUAGAGGGUUGGGAAGAGUAAGAGGAAGAGAGAUUGAGAGAGGAGGAGUGGAUGGUAGAGAGCCGGAGACACAGCGCACGGGAGGGAGAAAGAUGGCCUCGGUAACGGCGGAGAAUGGCUUCAGCACCGCGGACAGCUCCGGUAGAAUGAACGGACUCAACAGCGCGAUCCCGAUGAAAGAUCACGACGCCAUCAAGCUCUUCAUCGGUCAGAUCCCGCGCAACCUGGACGAGAAAGACCUCAAGCCUCUGUUCGAGGAGUUUGGAAAGAUCUACGAGCUCACGGUGCUCAAGGACCGGUUCACCGGGAUGCAUAAAGGAUGUGCCUUUCUAACGUACUGUGCCAGAGAGUCAGCGCUGAAGGCCCAGAGCGCUCUCCACGAACAAAAGACUCUUCCCGGGAUGAACCGGCCCAUCCAGGUGAAACCGGCCGACAGUGAAGGACGAGGAGAAGACCGGAAGCUGUUUGUGGGCAUGCUGGGGAAGCAGCAGUGUGAAGAAGAUGUGCGGCGGUUGUUCGAGGCGUUCGGACAGAUAGAGGAGUGCACCGUGCUGCGGGGGCCUGAUGGGGCCAGUAAGGGCUGUGCUUUUGUAAAGUUUUCCAGUCAUGCAGAAGCUCAGGCUGCGAUUAACAGUCUCCACGGUGGACAGACAAUGCCGGGUGCGUCCUCCAGUCUGGUGGUGAAGUUUGCAGACACUGAUAAGGAACGGACUCUGCGCCGGAUGCAUCAGAUGGCCGGUCAGCUCGGCAUCUUCAGUCCCAUGACCAUCCAGUUUGGAGCGUACGGAGCUUACACACACGCUCAGCAGCAGGCGGCGCUCAUGGCAGCGACGCAGGGCUCGUAUCUCAACCCCAUGACUGCGAUCGCCGCCGCUCAGAUGCAGCACAUGGCUUUCAACGUCAACGGCCUGGUGGCUGCCCCCAUGACGCCGUCUUCAGGCACCAGCACUCCUCCAGGCGUCAGUGCCUCCGCUGUGCCCAGCAUCACAGCUCCUCUCGGGGUGAACGGCUUCAGCGCUCUCCCUCCCCAAAGCAACGGACAGCCCUCCUCCGAACCCAUCUACACCAACGGCAUCCAUCCGUACCCAGGUAACACCGCUUACUUCACUUUACCCUGCUUUGGAUUCACACCAUCGUGUGUGUGUGUGUGUGUGUGUGCAGCGCAGAGCCCGACGCUGGCCGAUCCUCUCCAGCAGGCGUAUGCCGGCGUGCAGCACUAUGCAGCCUAUCCUGCCGCUUAUGCGCCAAUCAGCCAAGCGUUUCCCCAGCAACCAGCCAUCAUCCCCCAGCAGCAGCGUGAAGGACCCGAGGGGUGUAACCUGUUUAUUUACCACCUGCCGCAGGAGUUCGGCGACGCGGAGCUCAUGCAGAUGUUUCUGCCCUUCGGCAACGUCAUUUCUGCCAAAGUCUUCGUGGACCGAGCAACCAAUCAGAGCAAGUGUUUCGGAUUCGUCAGCUUUGAUAACCCGUCCAGCGCUCAGGCGGCUAUUCAGGCCAUGAACGGCUUUCAGAUCGGCAUGAAGAGACUCAAAGUCCAGCUGAAGCGGCCGAAAGAUGCCAACCGGCCGUACUGACCCUGAUCUGACCGC
Molecule: messenger RNA, 1668 nt
Organism: Carassius gibelio (silver crucian carp)
Lineage: Eukaryota; Metazoa; Chordata; Actinopteri; Cypriniformes; Cyprinidae
Product: CUGBP Elav-like family member 4
Exons: 12
Coding region: 172-1653 (493 amino acids)
Biological process (GO): mRNA splice site recognition; regulation of alternative mRNA splicing, via spliceosome
Cellular component (GO): ribonucleoprotein complex; nucleus; cytoplasm
Molecular function (GO): mRNA binding
Source: RefSeq, a predicted model, not a curated record